CACGAAUGACUGCCACCAGCAGAAGACACAGACCUGGGACUCUUCCAAACAAAGCCGGCACUGGAAAUCUUCAUAAUGAACGUCACGUGGGUGCAGGACUUCAACGGGUCUGAGCAGUGCCCCAGAGACACUCGGAUAACACAGCUGGUGUUCCCCGCCCUCUACACCGGGGUUUUCUUCACGGGCAUCCUGCUGAACUCCUUGGCCCUGUGGGUGUUUGUUCACGUCCCCAGCUCCUCCACCUUCAUCGUCUACCUCAAGAACAUACUGGUGGCUGACCUGAUCAUGACACUCAUGCUCCCUUUCAAAAUCCUCUCUGACUCACAUCUGGGAGCCUGGCAGCUGAGAGCUUUCGUGUGCCGCUUCUCUGCCGUGGUCUUCUACGAGUCCAUGUACGUCAGCAUCACGCUGCUGGGCUUCAUAGCCUUCGACAGGUUCCUCAAGAUCAUCCGACCUUUCAGGACGUUUUUCCUUAAAAAGCCUAUUUUUGCCAAAACGGUCUCAAUCCUCAUCUGGACCCUUUGGUUCUUCAUCUCUCUGCCCAAUAUGAUCUUGAGCAACAAGGAAGCAACGCCAUCCUCUGUGAAAAAGUGUGCCUCCCUCAAGGGUCCUUUGGGACUGAAAUGGCAUCAAGUGGCAAAUGACAUAUCCCAGUUUGUUUUCUGGACUGUUUUUGUCCUGAUGCUUCUGUUUUAUGUGGUGAUUGCCAAAAAGGUGUACCACUCUUACAGAAGGUCCAAAAGUAAGGACAGCAAAACCAAGAAGAGGCUAGAAGGUAAAGUAUUUAUCAUCGUGGCUAUCUUCUUUGUGUGUUUUGCUCCCUUUCAUUUUGCCAGAGUCCCCUAUACUCAAAGUCAAACCAACAAUAAGACUGACUGCAGAAUACAAAACCAAUUGUUUAUUGCUAAAGAGACAACUCUCUUCCUGGCAGCAAUGAACAUUUGUAUGGACCCCUUAAUAUACAUAUUCUUAUGCAAAAAAUUCUCUCAAAGGCUACCCUGCAUGAGAGGAAGGACCACAGGCUCCAACCAAGAGAUUCAUAGCAGUCAGACAGACAAUGUAACUCCAUCCUAACAUGACUCACUUCUAUUUAUUGAUGAGACUUCAAAAGAUAAUUUAUUUGGAAUAAAGUUUUAGCAAUAAAAGAAGAAGGAUUGUAGUGAAUGCCUUUCCUACAUUUUAUUAUCCUGGAAUACAGAAAGAUUAUAUAAAUCUUAACUACACACGGAUCUAUUCGUAAUCAGAACAAAUGCUCAUCAAGAGAAUGUAACAGAUUUCAACAAUUUGCCCCCACACCCAUACACGAUAUAUAGAGUACAGUCUGGGGAGAGAAUUUCCAUAAUUCUCAUAUUACAAUUCAAUAGAGACAGAGGUCCUACCUGGGGAGCAAGUACACAGCGACUACUGUUGUUCCUUUAACAACUGACACUUUUUUAUGUCAGUGAUCAUGUGAGGCUCUUGUCAUGGGCUGCCAAGGCUAUGGAAGCUUUUUGUGAUCACAGACCCCAUAGGUAUUUAGACUCGGCCAUAAGCAAAGUGGAUGUUCUCCUCUCCCUGGAGAAGAGUGUCUGCUCCUUUGAUGACCCUUUCUUGCCUCGGAGGUCUCACAGAGAUCCUCCGUGUAGGAUUUUCUUUUUUUCCACAGUCUUGUCUUUCCAUGCUCCAAUGCUCCUGCAGGCCUUUCAGCCGGACCAGGAAGCAUUAUGGGUUGAUUCUGAGGUCAGAGUGUUAUUAACUGUGAAAGUCAUUCUAGGAGUCUGCUGUGUGGACUGUUUCCCAUGUUGGUCCUUCCUUCCUUUUUUAAUUCUAUUAUUUUUACCGGAUACUUGAUGUUAUUUAUGUCCCUUUUAAACUUGGACCAUUUAUCCGUUGCCUUCAUCAUUGAAUAUGAACAUUGUAACAGUGAAGAUGGUGUUUAUACCUCCAAUUCUUAUGGGUUUGGAGCCCCAUGAUUAGUUCUUAGG
Molecule: messenger RNA, 1964 nt
Organism: Lepus europaeus (European hare)
Lineage: Eukaryota; Metazoa; Chordata; Mammalia; Lagomorpha; Leporidae
Gene: P2RY13
Product: purinergic receptor P2Y13
Exons: 2
Coding region: 76-1074 (332 amino acids)
Biological process (GO): negative regulation of adenylate cyclase activity; G protein-coupled receptor signaling pathway
Cellular component (GO): membrane
Molecular function (GO): G protein-coupled purinergic nucleotide receptor activity
Source: RefSeq, a predicted model, not a curated record